CCAUGAGAGUUUGUGGAUCCGCAUUAAAAUACAAAAAAAUCAGCACUGGAAACAAUCGAAGCCAUUUCUUAACUUAGAAAAAGCGAGAGCUUUUCAAUCAAAUACAUUGUUAUUAUUAGCGAAUAUAUUACCUUCGCGUAAAUUCAUAAAGGCGAUAGGCAGCUGUAUCGGAAAAGCAGGCAACCGGUAAAGAAAGAGGAUGAACGAGUGGGCGCCUGUAGCGACCGUGUACAACCCUCUCAGAGCUGGGAGCAUCGAUGGUACAGACGUGGAGCCUCACGACCGGGCCGUGUGGAGGGCGAUGGUGGCACGCUAUGUCCCCAACAAAGAAGUGGUAGGGGACCCUCACCGCACUCUGUUCGUAUCCCGACUCAACCGCCAAACGACAGAGGAAAAGCUGAAAGAGGUCUUCUCCAAAUACGGAGACAUUCAGAGGCUUCGUCUUGUCAGAGACAUCGUCACAGGGAUAUCCAAGGGAUAUGCGUUUAUUGAAUACAAGGAGGAGCGCGCCCUUUUAAAAGCUCACAGGGAUGCCAAUAAGCUGAUUGUGGACCAGCGUGAGCUCUUUGUGGACUUUGAACAGGAGAGAACCCUGAAAGGCUGGGUCCCACGCCGCCUUGGGGGAGGGCUGGGGGGUAAGAAGGAAUCGGGGCAGUUGAGGUUCGGCGGACGGGACAGACCUUUCCGAAAACCCAUCAAUCUGCCCAUGAUGAUGAGCGACCACUCAUUUACGGACAGGCAGCACGCAAGAGGAGAGAGGCAGCUCUCCCAGGAGAGAGUACGCGACAGGCAGAGGGAGAAGGGUAUUGACAGAGAUGAGAGACGGAGGGACAGAUCCCAGGACAGAGAGAGGGCAAGAAGGGAAGAGAGAGAACGGAGUGAUAGGGAUCAUGACAAAGAAAGGAAAGACAGUAAGCGGGAGCGACACAGAAGCAAAGAGCGCGACUCCAAAAGAGCAAAGGAUGAAAGCAGACACAGGGACAAGGACAGACACAAAGACAGAAAAUGAAGUGUCUGUUUUUUUUUCUUGGCAUUGCUGAUUCUUUCUAUAUUUCUUUUUACCGGCAAAAUUCUGGGGCUGAUCAAAUGACCAAAAACUUGGGGGUUUGCCUCUUGUUCAGUGAGAGUGUACCACUGAUGCUGUACAGUAAUCACUUCCAUAGCAGUGGACCCCAAGCAGAGAGAGCUUGAACUAAACAAGACAAGAGCCUUUAAAGGGGAGACGACCAGAAUUUCGAUUUUCUUAUCACUUCAAGAAGCACACAGUACAGCAGCGAAAGAAAGUGUGCACUCCCUUAUUGCUGGUGGUAAAAGCAAGUGUCCCUGAUCCAAAGGCUCUCAGUCCAGACCAUGUGAGGAAGAGCAGUCUAAGCUUCAUACAGCUGAAAAAUAUCAACAUAUUUCUGAUUUAAAGCAAAAACCAUAUUUUAGGGGACAAUUUGUAAUGGUAGUAUGGAUUUUGAAGCCUUGGUUGGCAUUUAACAGCCUAGUGAUUUGUUAUUAUUAUUGUCUGGAUUACGUUUCAUGUCAUUUUUUCAUCCUAGAAUUUAUUGUAUUUCAGUUUCCCAAUCGCAGUAUUUCUAAAAAAUAAAUAAAUAAAACACAAAGCCAUUCAAAAUGUGUUUUAUUUUAUUUGUGUAAGUUGGAUGCUAACCUUGUAUGUGGUAUGACAUGUGGUCUUAAAUCCACUGGAUUUGGGUUGUUCAGAUCCACUGGUCCUGUAUUAAUAAUGGAUUGUACUACGCUUACUCCUGCUCCCAUCAGGACACAGGAAAGGUGCACAAGUGGACAGUGCUCAGCAAACAGCGGUGCAGGGAUCGCAGGAACUUUAUUGCUACAUUAUUGAAAUUGAAAUCUACAAGGCAUUUGCUGUGAAGUAUGGGUGCUAAUCUCUAUGUAUUUUCCUAAAUGUUUAAACUUUAGCAUGUUUGGAAUGUUGGUAACAGAUCAGAAAAUCCAUCGUAAGAAAUGACAGGAACAUGCCCUUGAGUACCAGACUGUGUGUACAGGAUUUCAUUGCACAUAGAGAAGACUGAAGAAAUAUAGAAGAUGAAAUCAAGUGGCCUAUACUGUACCCUUCCUGCUUACAAUUUAAACUCUUAACAAAAAGCACAACAGGAAGUAUGAUAGGAUUGCAAGUACUUUAUUAAGCAGACAUAGCUUGAGUCAAUACUGCAUUACUGAUUUGGAAAAAGAAAACACCUUUUGAAUAACUAAUAUCUACAAUACAAAAACGCUCUGAAAGAUAAGACGAAAAGCUACUGCAUUUACAGUAAAGUGUUAAUUUAAUAAAUUGUCAUGAAAUAUGUUUUUUUUUUAAUUCUAUUUUUUUAGGAUUUAUGGGAUGUCAGGCGUUAACAAGACUACAGCUGUACAGUAUUGUAGGCUGAAAAGCAAGGACAAAACACAAUCUUUUUUCCCUAUUUCAUGUUAUUGGCAAUUUUUUUAAAUUAUUAAUUUUUUUAAAACCCAGAAUUGAAAUGACGGUUAUCCCUUUAUUUAACACAAUCAAGUGAUUUUUAAUUCCUUAUGCGUUUCCCGGGUCGAACAGAACAACACGUGCUGAAGACAGGUUCAGCUCUUCUGCUCUACAGAACAGGGCUCAUUAAGAUUAGCUUGGAUACACAGCACAGGCAAACAGUCUGUAAGGGAAGUGCUUAAACCUAAUUCAGUUUUGUAGUAAAGCAAUAACAAAAACACUGCUAUCCUUCUUACUAUGCCAACAUAUACAUUGAGAGUAAUCAUAUUUAAUACAAUUUAUAAAAAAUAGAAAGCAAAACAAUUAGCCAGGUCUUACAAGACCGAGUUAACAGUUUUUAGUUUUUUUUUUUCAUAAUACUGUUUUAUGGUGUUCUCCAAGCCCAAGGGACCAUUUCAUAACUCCCUUCUCACUCCAGUAUCAUUAGGGUCAUUUCUCGGAAUAGCAAAGUAACUUUUGCAGACAUUAUUUCUGCAACGUGCUGGUGAAUGAGGGGAUGCUGAUAAUUCAGUGUGUCCAGGUGAAGUCGGGUGCGAUUCUAGGUAACCAAUUAACAACAGUUUUAAUGAAGCACCCCAGAUGCAAAACAGGCUGAAGCGUUGGGUUUUUUUUGUACCAUUUCAUGUACCAUGUGCCGCUUGGCCAAAUCGCUCUUGUAAAUCUGGUUAAGUAAAGGUUUCGGAUUUUUUUUUUUUUUUUUUUUUUUUUUUUUUU
Polyodon spathula (Mississippi paddlefish) is the source of this 3193-nucleotide messenger RNA. RefSeq names its product small nuclear ribonucleoprotein 35 (U11/U12) (gene snrnp35). The transcript is spliced from 2 exons. Gene Ontology annotation, cellular component: precatalytic spliceosome; U12-type spliceosomal complex. Gene Ontology annotation, biological process: mRNA splicing, via spliceosome. The coding region runs from base 200 to 1009 and encodes 269 amino acids. The record is from RefSeq and is a predicted model, not a curated record. Gene Ontology annotation, molecular function: snRNA binding; mRNA binding. Lineage: Eukaryota; Metazoa; Chordata; Actinopteri; Acipenseriformes; Polyodontidae.